AUGCUGGAUCUCUUUUUCAAUGAAGCUAUAAGCGAAGAUAGUGUUAAAUAUGAAGAGAAUGAUGGUGACAGUAAUUGUGAGGAUGAUGAAGACAAUGAUAACAAUGUAUGUUUAGCUCAGUUAAAUGAACCAUUAUUACAAAUUAGCAAUACUACUAAUUGUUUUGAAGCAUUUUCACCCGAGUUUGAAUCUAAUCAAAUUGGUUUAACUCAAGAUUUAAAUACUGGAAAUUCAGAAGGAAAACUUGAUAAUAUUCUGGAACCAAAGACUAAAUCUAAAAAUAAACCAAAAUCAUUCUUAGAAAACACAAUUUACGUAGUGAAUCAGUUUCUAGUAAAUCAUCAAUGA
Molecule: messenger RNA, 348 nt
Organism: Entrophospora sp. SA101
Lineage: Eukaryota; Fungi; Glomeromycota; Glomeromycetes; Entrophosporales; Entrophosporaceae
Source: the annotation of a GenBank genome assembly